Molecule: messenger RNA, 738 nt
Organism: Lacerta agilis (Sand lizard)
Lineage: Eukaryota; Metazoa; Chordata; Lepidosauria; Squamata; Lacertidae
Gene: RBIS
Product: ribosomal biogenesis factor
Exons: 5
Coding region: 78-377 (99 amino acids)
Biological process (GO): ribosome biogenesis
Cellular component (GO): nucleolus
Source: RefSeq, a predicted model, not a curated record
UGGUGCAGUAGGCAAGGCAAGAGCCUGGAAGCCGGACGGGUUUGCGAGGCGUUGGCUGUGUGUGUGCAAAGAAGGCAAUGGGCAAGAACAAGGCAAAAAGUCAGAAGCCAAUGAAUGUAUUCCAUGUGGCCAACAAGAAAAUAGCGAAGGUUAAAAGGAAAGCAAAGCCAGUGACGACAAAUCUAAAAAAGAUUAAUAUUGUGAACGAUGAAAAGGUUAACAUGGUGAAUAAGGUAUUUACAGAAGUACAGAAAGAAGUUAAGCAAUUGUCCAAAGCCAUUUCAUCAGACUCUCCAAAGAGCUUUCAGAUUCCAAAAGCUAUGGAAGGUGAACCAGCCAACGUAGAUGCUGCUGCUGACUUGCUGUCACAAUUGUAGUACCAAAUAGUAUGAAGUGGAAGGGACAGCUCACAACCAGCUUAUAUAAUUUGGAAAAAGCAACUGAAACGCCUCUGAUGGAAUCAAAAAGACAUGAGAUGCGAUAGUCUUCAGGCAAGAGCAGAGAUGUUGCACGAGUUAUUUAAGAUGAAGACUCCCAUCCAUAUGGUGCACAUAUAGAAGGGGGCCAAGUCAUUUUUCUGAACAGGUGGGCUAAUAUUGUGGGACUCUGAAACAGCAAGUGCACUGAAGUGAAACAACCAUUUUAAAAUAAGCAUAUCAACCACAAUUAUAAAAUUAAAAUUUCUUUGUUGACUUGUUAAUGGAAUGCAACAAGGUUACAAAGAAAGCAGUUGUUGAA